Molecule: messenger RNA, 2644 nt
Organism: Nicotiana tabacum (common tobacco)
Lineage: Eukaryota; Viridiplantae; Streptophyta; Magnoliopsida; Solanales; Solanaceae
Product: protein TPX2-like
Biological process (GO): activation of protein kinase activity; regulation of mitotic spindle organization; mitotic spindle assembly
Cellular component (GO): spindle; nuclear microtubule
Molecular function (GO): microtubule binding; protein kinase activator activity
Source: RefSeq, a predicted model, not a curated record
CGUUACUAGAGUGGCCUCGUUCCAACAGUCGCCUCUCCUUUCUAAAAAGAAAAAUUCGACCGUUGAACACAAAAAUAAUACUCACAAAUCUUGCAAAUAUCAAAUACAGAACCACAAAUCUCUCUCUCUAAAUUGGAACAAAUGGCAACAGUAGUAGAUGAUCCGAACUUGUUCAUAAUCGACGAGGCGUACGAGUUCUCAGCGCCAAAAUACUAUAAUUUCAUUGAUGAAGAAACAGAAGAGGACACACGAAAAGCUGAACAUUGGUUCCAGAUUACAAGCAGCUACGCCCCUUCUCCUUUUAUGCCAAGAAUCAAGACUGGUAGAACGGUUCAACUUGAGAGCCUAUGUGAUUUCACUGAUGCUGAGGAAUUGCAGGAUAAUACAAGGCAUGCGGUUGAGCUCACUUCUUCUGAAAAUAAGGAAGAGGUAACACCGAAUUUGAUCAGACCAGAACAUGGUACAAGUCUUCCUGAUCCGGAAUCUAAAGAGAUGCAAUCUACUGUCCGAGAAACUUGUACGCCACAACCACCAACGAUAUCAUCUCAGAAGAAUGGCUCGCGGAAUACUGAUUCCAAGAGGCAACAGUCAGCCAAAAAGAUUGCAAGCAUACUUAGAAACCCUUCAGAAUUAAAGUCAAAAACUCAAUCACAACAGUCACAUGGGAGUAAAAGGCAAUCAAUCAUGAAAAGUUCUGUUGGAACUCCAAAUUUUUCUCAAGAAAACCAAGCAAUAAAGAGACAAAAACUAAAAGAGGGAAAAUCCAGAAAGAUUCUUGAUAUCAAACUCCAACAUUUGCCACAUAAAACAAGACUUGGGGUAGCUAACAACAGCUGCUCUAACUUAUCCUCUUCAGCAGCUAAAGCUCAAAAAGGGGAGAGAAAGAUGUAUGUUAGGCAACGACAACCUGUUGCGCCAUUUGUUUCAACAGCAGAAAUGAUGAUGAAGUUCCAAUCUAGCACAAGAAAAAUGUCACUAUCGUGCAUAAGCAAUUCUACCCAGGAUAAUCCAACUGAAUCAGCAUGGAGGAAGCCUCAACUUACAAUAACCAGGCCUAAAGAACCCAAAUUUAAAACAGCUCAACGCGUCCGUCCAACAACAGUGAAGAGUUCAGCUGAGCUUGAGGAAGAAAUGAUGGCCAAACUUCCACAGUUUAAGGCUCGCCCAGUUAAUAAAAAGAUUAUGAAAGCUCCAACUCAAGCUGCAUUACCUAAAAGUAUACCCCAACUUCCAGAAUUUAAGGAGUUUCGCUUGGAAACAAUGGCAAGGGCCAAUAAGAAUGCAGAUACAACUUCAGUUCAAUCAAUAGAAUCUUCUCAGAAUCAUCAGUGGCAGCCGCAUAUUACAGCGCCUAAAUCACCUGUUCUUAUAACAGCACUAAGAGCACGGCCUCCAAAGAUUAAAAGCACAGAAGAACUGGAAAAGGAUGAACUUGAAAAAGCUCCCAAUUUCAAGGCAAGGCCUUUGAAUAGGAAGAUAUUUGAAAGUAAAGGAGCUUUGGGAGUGUUCUGCAACACAAGGAAGCAGGUGACUGUGCCUCAAGAAUUUCACUUUGCUACAGAUGAAAGGAUUCCACCAACUCCAACAAACUUUGAUGAUCUCUUUGACAAGCUUUCCUUGAAUUCUGAAUCCCAAAAUGACAAGACUAUUCCGAGAAACACUAUACCAAAUCCUUUUCAUCUUUACACUGAGGAGCGAGGGGUUGAGAAGGAGAGGAAGUUGUUUACUGAAGUUCUACAGAAACAGAUGGAGGAAGAAAGGUCCAGAAAUCCCAAAGCAACUCCGUAUCCUUGCACCACUGAUUAUCCCGUGAUUCCACCAAAACCAGAACCAAAACCGUGCACAAAACCAGAACCUUUCGAACUUGAGAGUCUCGUUAGGCAUGAACAGGAAAUGAGAAGGGAAGUGGAAGAAAAGCAGAGAUUGGAGGAGGAAGAAGCUAAAAUGAGAUUAUUUAAGGCACGGCCAGUCUUGAUUGAGGACCCAAUUCCAGUUCCGGAGAAAGAACGGAAACCCUUAACUGAGGUUCAGGAAUUCAAUCUACAUGCAGAUCACCGUGCUGCUGACAAAGCUGAAUUUGAUAAGAAGAUUGAGGAGAAAGAAAUUAUGCAUAAGCGGUAUAGAGAGGAAGCAGAAAAUGCAAGAAUGAUGGAAGAGGAGAAGGCCUUGAAACAACUAAGGAGAAGUUUGGUGCACCAUGCAACACCUAUGCCUAACUUUGAUCAUCCUUUCAUACCGCAAAGCAAGUCUUCCAAACAAGUGACGAGAUCAAGUUCCCCAGAGCUACAGUUUAUUAAAAGGAGGAAAGAGAUGAGGAAAACAGUCUGUCCCUAUGUAGCAGCUGCCUCUCAAAUGAGGUGAUUGCGACUGAUCAAUUCAAAACCAGAGAGAUGAUGUUCAAGAAUGGUUGAACCCUAACCCCAAUCCCCCACGGUAACAGUUCUGAAAUGAUGGAGCUCAGACUCUGCACUUAUAAUAACCUAAUUAUAAUACUCAAUUAGCUUAGCAUAUUAAAACUGACAAGUAGUUUAGCUUUGUAUCCAAAAACCAACAACAAAAUAUUAGAGAUUGGUGGUGAAGAAGGAAUUAUCAACUUCAUAUAUUCUUAUUGUUUUAGGACAUCAAAAACAGUUACCUUGUCCCC